Dacryopinax primogenitus is the source of this 1774-nucleotide messenger RNA. RefSeq names its product glycoside hydrolase/deacetylase. The coding region runs from base 147 to 1598 and encodes 483 amino acids. Gene Ontology annotation, molecular function: chitin deacetylase activity. Gene Ontology annotation, cellular component: membrane. Lineage: Eukaryota; Fungi; Basidiomycota; Dacrymycetes; Dacrymycetales; Dacrymycetaceae. The record is from RefSeq and is a predicted model, not a curated record. Gene Ontology annotation, biological process: carbohydrate metabolic process. The transcript is spliced from 5 exons.
AUCUCCCUCUUCCCCUCUUUCUCCAGUCGAUUCCUCAACGCGACGCUCGCUCUUUUCGACGACAUUACACUCUUUUUCACCGCAACACUCCUUACUAGUAGAUUGAUACUUUCGACCUUAUCUGUUCCUAUUGUUCUCCUGUCACAAUGCAGGUCUCUACACUCGUUUUCAUCGCUUCGGCACUCCUUUCCGGAUCCGUCAACGCCCAUGGUCGCCGCUUCGACGCCCACCAUACUCACCGGGCACACCAAGCGCGUCAGCAAGACUCCACCGUCUCCGUCUCCCUCCCCACGGACGUGACCUAUGCCCCGCUUAGCCAGCUGACAAUGAACAACCCUAGUCCAUCUACAAUGGCUUUGAGUACCACCUACCAGGCUGGGCAGCAGCCAACCCUUGCUGGUGCUCCCCCUCUGCCCUCCGCAACUAUCAUCACCCUUGGGUAUCCUCCCCAGGAUCAAGUUCCUCCCACGGAUUCUCCGCAAGUCCAGCAAUGGUUAAAAGAGCUUGAUGGCUGGAACAUUCCCGACAUCCGCCCUACAAUCAACGGGUCCUGCUUGGAUGACCCUGAGGCGGCGGCGAACGCGACGGCCGCAGGCAACUGCUGGUGGACUUGCGGUCAAUGCUCGCGUCCAGACGAUCUCACUGUCUGCCCUGACAAGUACACAUGGGGUGUUAGCUACGAUGAUGGUCCUAGCCCGUACACUUCCAAGAUCCUAGAGUUCCUGAACGAGGAGGAUAUCAAGGCGACGUUCUUCGUCAUCGGUUCCCGCGUUCCUGGACGUUCGGAUAUCCUGCAAGCCGAGUACAUGUCUGGGCACAUGAUCUCUGUCCAUACUUGGUCCCAUCCCCCAUUGACCACCCUCACAAAUGCUGAGAUCGUCGCCGAGCUCGGCUGGACUCGUCAGAUCAUCAGGGACUCCAUCGGUGUGACGCCCAAUAGCAUGCGUCCCCCGUACGGUGACAUCGACGACCGUGUCCGCGCCAUUUGCCUUGCCAUGGGUCUGCGUCCCAUCCUGUGGACCUCAUACGGAAACGAGAACUUCGACACUGAUGAUUGGCGUAUCGCUGGUGGCGACACCAAUGGCACUCAGUGCCUCGCCAACUUCGAGGCCAUCAUGACCGAAGCGGAGCAGAUCGACACCGGCUUUAUUGUCCUGGAACACGACCUGUAUGCGCAGUCGGUGGACCUUGCCGUUGGGUACAUCCUGCCCUACGCUCUUGAGCACAUCCCGAAGUUUACUCUCGAUUCCAUCUCUCAAUGCUGGGCUCUGCUCGCAUCAGAAGCAUAUGUCGAGACCGCUACCACAUCUCCCUUCCGUGCAAGAGACGGCGGUCUGAAUAAUGCAGGAAAUAACACCUCUCCCUGGCAAUGCAGUGGAUCGUCCUGCACUUCGGCUGCAGGAGGUUACGCAGCGACAGAAACUGGCUCGCUUGUCGGUGCACCUGGUCAGACAGGCACCCCUGGAUCAGGCUCCAUUGGGUCCGGUAACUCUGGCAGCUCCGGUGUCAAGAGCGGAGCCCUCUCACUGGCCAUGGCAUGGGUCGACAGGCUCCUGCUCCUCGUAGGUGUGAUGUUUGGAGCUGUUCUGCUCUUGUAGAUAUCUUCCUGCAUUCUUCACACCCCUCUAAUCCUUCGCCUCCACGACAUCGUUUCUUGUAUUCCUUAUCCAUCACGUUAGUCUGGACUAUCUUCCACAGCUGUUUGACAAUAAAUGACGGAUUCCGCAAAACAAUUCUCAUCCUGUCCGAUAUCAUUCCGUGAAACGAAACAAAG